Messenger RNA from Trematomus bernacchii (emerald rockcod), 1556 nucleotides. RefSeq names its product probable E3 ubiquitin-protein ligase makorin-2. NCBI's taxonomy places the organism in Eukaryota, Metazoa, Chordata, Actinopteri, Perciformes, Nototheniidae. Gene Ontology annotation, biological process: protein polyubiquitination. Gene Ontology annotation, molecular function: metal ion binding; ubiquitin protein ligase activity. The record is from RefSeq and is a predicted model, not a curated record.
GAAGCCGCUGGUGCUCAGAGACAGAGUGCUGGCUGUAGACAGUCUGUAUGGAGCUCCAGCAGACAGAGGGGUCUCAGAGGUCUCAGUCUCCCCCCAUUCCUACGUGGAAGCCAUCAGAACAGGACUGGAGGCUUCAUCUGAGGAACCAGGUAACCCCCCAGUGGGCGGGGCUUAUCACGACCCCCGCCAGCUGUGUCCCUACGCCGCCGCCGGACAGUGUUACUAUGGCGACAGCUGCACCUACCUGCACGGAGACCUGUGUGAGGUGUGCAGACUACAGGUGCUGCACCCCCACGACCCCGAGCAGAGGAGAGCGCACGAGAAGGUGUGUCUGCUGAACUUUGAGGCUGACAUGGAGAAGGCGUUUGCAGCUCAGCUGAGUCAAGACAAGGUGUGCUCGAUCUGCAUGGAGCUGGUGGUGCAGAAGCUGAACCCGUGUGAGCGGAGGUUCGGCAUCCUGUCGUCCUGCUGCCACACCUUCUGUCUCACCUGCAUCCGCCAGUGGAGGUGCACCCGCAGCUUCAGCAACAGCAUCAUCAAGUCGUGUCCUGAGUGUCGUGUGGUCUCAGAGUUUGUGAUCCCCUCAGUGUUCUGGGUGGAGGACCAGGAGGAGAAGGAUCACCUGAUCGACCUCUUUAAGUCCGGAGUCAGUAAGAAGUCCUGUAAGUACUUCGAUCAGGGUCGGGGGGUCUGUCCCUUCGGGGGGAAGUGUCUCUAUCUCCAUGCCCUGCCCGACGGCACCCGGGCAGAACCGGACCGCCCCCGAAAACAGCUGAGCUCCGAGGGGGGCGUACGGUUCAUGAACAACGUGCGUCUGUGGGACUUCAUCGAGGAGCGCGAGCAGCGAGACCCCCCCGACAUCUCAGAGCUGAGAGACCUGUUCAUGCAGAUGAGUGGACCGGGGAGGGAGUCUGAGGAACCCCCCACUGAGGAACCCCCACUGAGGAACACCCACUGAGGAACCCCCUCCCCCACCCCUGUAACACACUGAGGAACCCCCACUGAGGAUGAACCCCCACUGAGGAACCCCCUUCCCCCCCCUGUAACACACUGAGGAACCCCCUCCAACACUGAGGAACCCCCUCUGUAACACACUGAGGAACCCCCUCCAACACUGAGGAACCCCCUCCCCUUUGUAACACACUGAGGAACCCACACUAAGGAACCCCCUCCCUCUCCUGUAACACAGAGGAACCCCCUCCAACACUGAGGAACCCCUCCCCCCCUGUAACACACUGAGGAACCCCCUCCAACACUGAGGAACCCCUCCCCCCCUGUAACACACUGAGGAACCCCCUCCAACACUGGGGAACCCCUCCCCCCCUGUAACACACUGAGGAACCCCCUCCAACACUGAGGAACCCCCUCCCCUCUGUAACACACUGAGGAACCCACACUAAGGAACCCCCUCCCUCUCCUGUAACACACUGAGGAACCCCCUCCCCUACUGAAGAACCCCACACUGAGGAACCCCCUCCCGUAACACACUGAGGAACCCCCCCCCCCUACUGAGGAACCCCACACUGAGGAACCCCCACUAAGGAACCCCAUCCCCC